CGAACAUUUUCAAUCCAGAUCUGACUGUGAUUUAGAAGAUAAAUUUAUAAUGGCUCAGUAUAAGGUGACUAAUAGCGAGAUGAAAGUGCUCGAUGGCAGGCCUGAGAAGGUAGAUCAAGACCUGAACGAUGCGGCUCUUAAGAGUCUAGAUCUUGAAGAGUUUAGUAGAAAGCAGAUGUUGGAUGAUUAUAGAAGAGGUUUUAAGGAGGAUUAUAACCAUAAAUAAGCAAAUACAAAUGACUGAGAAGAUUAAAGGGGAAAGAGACAGACAAGAAUACAUUAGGAUGUGCAAUGAGAACUCUGCUAAAGAGAUUCAGAAUGAGAAAAAUUUUAAGCAAAAAUUUAUUGAUUUCGACCAAAAACAGACUCAAAUCAACAAUAAGUUUCAACAAACUGUGUUAAAGGAUUAUUCAAGGAGAAAUAAACACAAAGAUGCUAUUACUAAUAAUAAACCUGCUUAUUAUGAUAGAAUUGAAGGGGAAUAUUACAACUAUCUUACUGACAAAUCUAAUAGAAUGAGGUCAGCUUGGCAGUUUCAGAAGGAUAAGAUCCAACAAAAGUACAAUGAGGUCAGCAGAAUUCCAGAAAUGAAGACCAAGAUGGGAGAUAGCAGCUAUAAGAAAUUCCAAGAGUACCAAGAAGAGCAAAAGAAGAUGAGACAGGACAAUAAGAACAUGCAAACACAAUACGCUGGAUUACUCAAAACUCAGGUUGACAUUAAAAAGGAUAGUAAGAAAGUAUCUGAAGCAGAUAAGCCAAAUAGCAUUUUCAUUGGAAAAUACAAACUCCAUAGAAACUCUAGCUUGCCUAUGAUUCCAGGGAUCCAUUCUAAUUCUUCUCUAACUGGAGUUGGAGACCUUGACUCGUUCACUAAUAAAUUCAAAGGAAGCAGGGUACCUCAAGAGGCACUUGAAGAGAAUAGAAGAACAAGAAACUUAUUGAACUCUUAUAAAACAAGUAUCCCAAAUGCUAAAUUAGGAAAAUCUGCACUGAAAAACUCAAGAAAUACUUUAAGAAAGUCAGGAUUAUCCACUCUUGGGAGCACAGGAAAUAAUAGGUACUCUACCUUUGAUGGAAAUUCCCUACAUAAGGUAAAUACCAAGACAACAUCUGUUAACCAAUACCCUCCCGGCCAAAAUUUCAACAGAAGCAAUGUCGAAGGCCACAUCAAUCACAGAGUCACAGACACUUUCAGAUCAACCCUUGAGCUAUAAUCCAUCUUUAAUUGAAACCCAAUAUUUC
Messenger RNA from Moneuplotes crassus, 1242 nucleotides. The record is from the annotation of a GenBank genome assembly. Lineage: Eukaryota; Ciliophora; Spirotrichea; Euplotida; Euplotidae.